UUUUUUUUUUCUUUCUUUUCUUUUCUAAUUUGUGUGUGUGUGUGUGUGUUUUUCUUUUUAGCAAUGAUGCUUCGUUUUAAUCGUUUUAUUUCAAACAUACAUAAAAGACAAUUAGCUCGCUGCAUAACAUCAAGUGCAAUAGAAAGACCUCAUUCUCAUGCAUUUUAUGAUGAUCAAAUAACUAAUUUUGCAAGCAAACCUAUAAAACCUGUAACACUGAAACAACUCGUCCGAUAUGGUCAACCUCCACUAUCAAAUGAAAGUUUAGAGGCAUGCAUUCAAUAUACAAAAACUGAAUUACCCGUACGUUUAGCAAGACGUGUUAGAGCCUUUCAAAGCUUACCUUUUAUUGUUGGAACAAAUCCUUAUAUUAAAGAAAUUUACAACCUUUAUUACGAUUCUUUCGAUUCUCUUGUAAGAUAUGCAUCUCCUCAUUAUGCAGGUGAUGAUUAUAUAGAUAGACUUAAAGCCUUUGUUGAACGUCACAGUGAUAAUAUUCCUACAUUAGCAAGAGGCUUUUUAGAAUGCAAACAAUAUAUGAAUACACAAGAGAUGGUGCGGUUUUUGGAUGAUAUGAUACAUGCGCGUAUUGGCAUUCGUCUGAUUGCUGAACAAGCUAUUGCACUGAAACAACAAACGAAUAAUAACAAUAGUCUCAUUGGCAUCAUUGAUACCCGACUACAACCCCAUCUUCUUAUCAAACAGUGUGCUGACUUUGUAGCGGAGCUCUGUGAGUUCAACUAUGGUCAAGCCCCUGAAGCGAUCAUCAACGGUCAUCAUAACUUUGAAUUCACCUAUAUACCUGUGCAUCUUGAAUAUAUUCUAACAGAACUAUUAAAGAAUGCAUAUCGUGCCACAGUAGAGAAUCAUCAGCGAUUGGGACGUUUAACGGAUUUGCCACCUAUUCAGAUUACAGUGAGUCAGGGAGCUCAGGAUAUGUCAAUUAGGAUAAGGGAUCAGGGAAAUGGGAUUCGACAUGAGGAUCUAGAACGUGUCUUUGAAUAUUCAUAUACAACUGUUAAAAAGCAACUAGAGGAGGAGGAGGAGGAUGGAGAGGAUCCAUCUAAUAUUUUUCGAGGAAUUACUGAAAUGGCCAUGCAAAGUGGUGUGGGUGGGCCAUUAGCAGGAUUAGGUUUUGGUUUACCUUUAGCUAGAAUGUAUGCACGUUACUUUGGAGGUUCAUUAACGUUAGUAUCCAUGUAUGGUUAUGGAUGUGACGUAUUUUUAAAGCUAAGACAUAUUGAUGAUUCAAUGGCAGAAGGUGUAGAAAUAUAAAGUAGUCAAAGGAUAAUAAGAAAAUGUAGUAAAAUUUGAUUUACAUAUAAUUUGUUAUUAUAAAAAGAUAAAAUAAAAAAAAUAAAAAAAA
Cokeromyces recurvatus is the source of this 1366-nucleotide messenger RNA. Its product is annotated as mitochondrial branched-chain alpha-ketoacid dehydrogenase kinase-domain-containing protein. Bases 64 to 1275 code for a protein of 403 amino acids. Gene Ontology annotation, biological process: regulation of glucose metabolic process; protein phosphorylation. Lineage: Eukaryota; Fungi; Mucoromycota; Mucoromycetes; Mucorales; Mucoraceae. The record is from RefSeq and is a predicted model, not a curated record. Gene Ontology annotation, cellular component: mitochondrion. Gene Ontology annotation, molecular function: pyruvate dehydrogenase (acetyl-transferring) kinase activity. The transcript is spliced from 3 exons.